This is a messenger RNA of Cucurbita pepo subsp. pepo (vegetable marrow), 1702 nucleotides long. RefSeq names its product cytosolic isocitrate dehydrogenase [NADP]. The record is from RefSeq and is a predicted model, not a curated record. NCBI's taxonomy places the organism in Eukaryota, Viridiplantae, Streptophyta, Magnoliopsida, Cucurbitales, Cucurbitaceae. Gene Ontology annotation, molecular function: magnesium ion binding; isocitrate dehydrogenase (NADP+) activity; NAD binding. Gene Ontology annotation, biological process: NADP+ metabolic process; isocitrate metabolic process. Gene Ontology annotation, cellular component: mitochondrion.
UUUUCUUCCACCUACCACAACUCUUCGUUUUCGUCUUAUUUUUUUGCUGCAUCGGUUCUGUUUGUUUCUUGCUUUCUUCUCCACAGUCGAUCUUCUCUGCGAUUACUUCGUUCGGAGUGAGGGAGGUUUCUAAUCAUGGCUUUUCAGAAGAUCAAGGUCGCCAAUCCCAUCGUUGAGAUGGACGGAGACGAAAUGACUCGAGUUAUCUGGGAAUCAAUUAAGAAUAAGCUUAUUUUCCCCUUUUUGGAAUUGGACAUCAAGUAUUUUGACCUUGGCCUUCCACACCGCGAUGCCACAGAUGAUAAAGUUACAAUUGAAAGUGCAGAAGCUACUUUAAAGUACAAUGUAGCAAUCAAAUGUGCAACAAUUACUCCAGAUGAAGCACGUGUUAAGGAAUUUGGCUUGAAGCAGAUGUGGAGAAGUCCAAAUGGGACAAUCAGGAAUAUUCUGAAUGGUACUGUCUUCAGAGAACCAAUUCUUUGCAAAAAUGUUCCUCGCCUUGUACCAGGUUGGACGAAGCCUAUCUGUAUUGGACGACAUGCUUUUGGUGAUCAAUACAGAGCUACCGAUACAGUUAUCAAAGGACCUGGAAAACUGAAAUUGGUUUUUGAGGGGCAAGAGACGCAGGAGAUAGAGGUUUUCAAUUUUACUGGUGCUGGAGGAGUAGCGUUAUCCAUGUAUAACACUGACGAGUCCAUCCGCUCCUUUGCUGAUGCAUCAAUGAACACUGCUUAUGAGAAGAAAUGGCCUCUUUACCUUAGCACCAAAAACACUAUUCUAAAGAAAUAUGAUGGAAGAUUCAAGGAUAUAUUCCAAGAAGUCUAUGAAUCCCAAUGGAAAUCAAAGUUUGAGGCUGCUGGCAUAUGGUAUGAACACCGUCUCAUCGAUGAUAUGGUGGCUUAUGCACUUAAGAGUGAAGGAGGUUAUGUCUGGGCAUGCAAGAACUAUGAUGGAGAUGUUCAGAGUGAUUUCUUAGCACAAGGAUUUGGAUCUCUUGGGUUGAUGACUUCUGUAUUGGUUUGCCCUGAUGGAAAGACAAUUGAAGCAGAAGCAGCUCAUGGUACUGUUACACGACAUUUUAGGGUUCAUCAAAAAGGAGGUGAAACCAGCACAAACAGUAUAGCGUCCAUCUUUGCUUGGUCUCGUGGCCUUGCUCACAGGGCAAAACUAGAUGACAAUGCUAGUCUCUUAGAUUUCACUGAGAAACUAGAAUCGGCUUGUAUUAGUACCGUGGAAUCUGGGAAGAUGACCAAGGAUCUUGCUCUUAUCAUUCAUGGAUCCAAGCUUUCUCGAAACCAUUAUCUGAAUACUGAAGAGUUCGUUGAUGCUGUAGCUGAGGAACUAAAAUCCAGACUACUUAAGGCAUAGUGGUAUUUUAAAUGUUCAAUGGCUAGGUUGUGAAGUCUGACUGCUGAAAUACCAUGAAAUGAACUAGAGAGGAGACAAUCUAAUGGAACGAUUCAAUUCAACCGUUAGGAGCUCUGAGGCUACUGUUGUGUUCUGUGUUUGAGAAAUGUUUCAACGUCAAUUGUCAAAUAAUGACAGCUUAAACCUUCUCAGCUGUUAUAAUCUAUUUCCAUUUUUCCCUUUCCCGGAAAAUGGAAUAUGCAUUUUAUUUUCUUUUUCAGUUUAAUGAGCUGCAAUAAUUAUUCAUCAUGGUGUUCUGGGUUUCACUUUGCUGGAAAACGACUCUUCAAUUUUU